AUGACAUACCGUAUAAGCGGCCCACUCGGCAACGACGACAAUGCUCAGUUUACACCACCGCGCGUGCUAAGGACACGCACCUCGGAGCUCUCCCGCGCCUUGGAGUCGCAGCGCAAGUCUGGCCCGCGCACAGCUUCAGAAUCGCUUGCGCGCAUGACCAGCCAUCGCGCCCCUGCGCGCAGCAGCGUCGACCUCGGGGUGCAAUCGCCCAGCAUCCAGUCCACGCCGAGCACGCAAAAGCAGUCGGCGUUUUUCGGGCGCCUCGCGAGCCGCCUGGGCCGCCCCCAGCCGUCCCUCGAAGUCCAAUCCGCCAUGUGUGGCUUUUUGAAGAAGAGCACGGGUGUGAUGAGUCUUGCGUGGUGGAGCGAUGCGCUUCCCACAGCCAAAAACGCCCAGCGUGCAGAGCCUGGGCGCGGCUGGCGCCCGUUCAAGGUGUUUCUCUCCGACGGCAAGCUUUACUUUUUCAAAGUGCCCACAGCCAUGAUCCCCGAGGUGCGCAACACCUUCCUCAUCCGCGCGUCGGUCUGGACGACGCCCGGCCAGGAGGAAGAGCCGCUCGCGGAGAAUGCGUCGGAGCCAGACUCGCCGUCGCUCGUCGAGCAGACGUCGGCGCUGAGCGUGACGGACACCAGUGCCCAAGGCGAUGCGCGCGAUGCACCGCCUACCACAGAAUGGGAAAGCCCGAUCAAGCACCCCGACCUGCGCCUCGUCGAGAAUCCCCCCAAGCGCUGGGUAGCGCGCAUCCGUCACGGCACGCCGCACGCCCUCGCCCACGAGCUUGUCUUUGGCACGCAGCACACGAUGGAGCAAAACCCCGCGCGCGACGCAGCACCAGACGAAGACACGAGCGAAACCACCUUUCUGCACAUGGUGUUUUACUCGCUCGGCACCUCUGCCGUGCCGUGGCACACCUUCUUGCAGCUCCUCCGCGCGCAGCUGCAGCUGGCGAGCAAGCUGCGCCUGCUGCACACCGAGCUCGGCUGUGUGCACAGAGUACGCGUCUUUCUCGACCUCAUGCUCUGGAAGCGCCCCCUCCUCGAGUCUGGCCACGAGCCGCACGUGUUUGAGGCGCUCGAGCACCUUGCGUCCGACAUUGCGCACGUCGAGCCCGACGCCUACGUGCCCAUCCUGCGCCAGAUCCGCACGUGGCGCGAUGCAUGCGCGGCUGGCGAUGCGUGUGCGCCGACCAACUGGCUCGUGCACGUCGGCCAUCCCGACGCGCGCGUCCUGCACCGCAUGGAUCUGCAAGACCUGCACACGACAUGGAGCGCCGCCGAGCUCCUGCGCUGCGAGCCGCUCGAGAUCGCGCAGCAAAUCCAGUGUUUUCACGCGGAUCGCCUCACGGCCUUUUUCAACGCGCCCGUGACGGCCUACCGCCUCUCGAGCACGGUGUCCGAGUCCCUGUUGCGCUCGUUUCGCUUCGACGCUUCGCGCCCGCAUUGGCUCACCCAUGUAAUUCUGCGCCAGCUGCUCGUGGACGAGGCGCCGGAGCGACAGUCGGGCGCGGAUGCGUCGCCUGCAGGCCGCGCCGCCAUCUUCCAGCGCUGGGCGGCGAUCGCCGUGUGCCUCUACGAGCUGCAUGACUUUGCGGGAUGGGCCGCUGUCUCUGCCGUGCUCUGCUCGCGCCCCGUCGCGGCCAUGGAAAGCAUGUGGCGCGUGAUGCCGAGCGCGACGCGCGAGCAAGUCGCGCAGUACGCCGAGCACCUCGAAGCACUCGGCUGGCUCGAAGGCGCCAUAUCCCUCGUCACCCCAAAGUUUUCCGCAAGCGACGCGGCACAGUCGAGCGCGAUUCCGUUCAUGGGCAAUGCAGGCCUGUUGCAUGCCGCGCAUCCCAAUCCCCUCGUCCACGAUCGGCGUCACAAAACCAAGGUCGUGCGUAUUGCCCAGCAAGAGCCCGAGUUUAAUCGCGUGCGUGCGCUCGCGCAGCACCUAACGAGCGUUUAUGCCGCGGGCACAGCGGCGCCCGCUGCCGUGCCCGUGGCCGAGUACCAAUGCCUCUUCCAGCGUCUCACGCAGCACGAAUAUCCGCUGCACACGAGCAUCAGCGACUAUAUGGGCAGCGCGAUGGCCACAGAGCACGCCGCGCCCGACAUUGGCGCCCAAGCCGACCACCAGCAGCACUGGUCGGCGAAGGCGAAUGCGGACGCUGGCCUCGCGAUUGUCGCGCCCACGCCGUUCCCCACGCUUCUUCCUGGCCAGCCGAGUCUGCGCGCAUUGCCUUCGCUGCCGCUGGGCGUGUGUACCAUGCCGCGUGCAUUUGCCUCUGUGCAGCUCUGGAGCGUGCGCAACGACACGGCCAAGGACAUUUGGAUGGGCAAUGCACUCGCUUUCCGCCCGAUUGCUAUUCCCAAGAAUGCGAGCGUCCGCGGUGCGCCCAGCGCCGUCGCCGCUGUCGACCAGUUCCGCGUGGAAGUGCGUGCAGGAACGGUGGAGCACCUAAUCGAUCUCCUCGUGCUCGGCGCCUCGCCGUUUGUAGUGCGCCAGCCCGUGAGCAGCGACGCGGCCGAGUACCGCUUCCUCCAUCUGGCCCUCGAGCAGGUGGCCUACCGCGACGCUUUUCUCCUCUGCCAUGCACAGUGGGUGAGCAGCGCAGUGCUUUUUGAUGCGCUCAAGCUCCGCUGGGAUGCCGCCGAGGAGGCGAGCCGGGAGCUGGCCUUUUACACGCGUACACACGUGCCCAACCAGCUGCCUUCGUGGAAACCUGUGCCCGAUGCGGCGUAUGCACAAGAGCCCGUGCACUGGGACACUGUCAAGCGUAUCCGCCUCGGCGUCCUGCACGUCCUGCAGCGCUGGAUGGAGCUGCACUACAGCAAGUGGAUUACCGACCUUGUCCUCUUUGAGACGGUCCACACCUUCCUCAAGAGCGCCCAGGCCGCUUCGAGCGCGCCUGCCAUGCCCGCUGUUGCCACGGCCAUCGAUGGCGCGCUUGCGAAGCUGCCGAGCCUUGUGCGGGAAACGAGUGCGUCGUACGGCGCCGACGUGCAGGUGUUUGAGGCGCUGCACCCCCAAGAAACGACGCCGCGCCUGUUUGACUGGGCAUCGCAAGGCGCCGAGGAGCUUGUAUCCUACCUCGAGUCCAUCCUUGCGCCGAGCUUUGCGGCGCUCACCGAGCACGACCUCGCCACGACCGCCAGGGCGCUAUCCACCAUCGACGGUGCCGACUGGAUCAAGGAGGCGCACGCGCUCGGCGCCGACAGCCCCAGUGCGUUUUUCGAGCUGCUCGCUUCGAUUGCGUCCCCGGGCGGAGAGCGGCUCUUUGCCACGCUUCCCGCCGCCGUGCGCGAGCUGUGCGAAAUACACACGACGAUUGCGGCGUGGAUCGAAGCGCAGCUGUGCGAGCCGCGCAUCGGCUUGGAGCGCCGUGCGACGCGGAUCGGCAUUGUGCUCGACGCCGCACUCAUCAGCCGCACACGCAUGGCGUGUGCGAUGCAGCGCCAGCAAGCGGAUGGCAGCGGCGUGCGCGACCAGUUGCCAGCCUCGUUUGUCGAGUGCGUCUGUACACGCGCGCUCACAAGCAAGCAGAGCCAAGCGCACCUCGCCGCGUGGGACCAGGUGACGACGUAUCGAAGUGCGGCUUCGUGGGACACGCUGCUCACGUGUCCCUAUCCUGGCGUCGUGGCCAUGACGGCCACGAUCACGCCCGACAUUGGCUGGUGCCUGCAGUGGCUAUGCCACACGAUGCUUACGAUGCCCAUUGCGUACGACGACGAGGCGCUUCUUCUUCACUUUGCGCGCUACUGGACUGUGAUGGAGAUAGUCCGCGACACGCUCCAGCAGCAGUGCGCGGAGGCAAAGAGUGUGCGCGCGCGCUCUGUCGCCCGCGUCCGAUACCGCUGGCUGCGCGAGUCGCUUGCCAAGGCAGUAUGGAAGGAGCAAACGGUCCAGGAAGACGCCGCGCUCGAGUCCACCUUUCGCAGCACCAACAACACACUCUUCUUCCAGUCCCUCAAUGCCACGCGCGAGCAAAAGGUGCAGGAGCUGCACACGCUUGCGACCAAGCAGUUGAUGGCCCCAGCUUCGCUCGCCGUGCCCACCAAACACAUGCUGAGCCCUGCCUCGGUCCACAGCGCGCUGCUGGACAUGUCGGACGAUGGGCAAACGGCAGAAGAGCAGGUGCGCGACGCGCUUCUUGCUGCGGUGCCCAUGAACAAGGCCGCGACUGUGUUUAGCUGCAGCGGUGCCGCGCUGAGUGUGUGGCCCUAUGCGCGGCAUCCUUUUGUCUUUCAGCUCGUGCUCCCCAACGGCACAAAGUGCGUGCUCAAAGUGCCGAACUAUGACGAGUUCUGCCAGUGGAUCGCACAGCUCCAAAGCCUGCCCAAUGUGCGUAUGGAGGCGUUUGACGCGGGCGAGUACGCGGCGAAUGUAUCGGAGCACAUUGGGCGCACAAACGCCAAGGUGCUCUUCAAAGUCUCUUUACGCGAUCUGCACGCGCGUGAAGGAGGCCACGCAGUGCCGUACGCCAUGGAGCGCGUCUUGAAGGAAGUUGAAACGCGCGGCCUGCACGAGAAUGGCAUUUACCGCAUCUCGGGCGUGCGCACCGCCGUCGACGCGCUCCAGACUGCACUGGACUCGGAGCGGCGCAACACGUUUCCGAUUCAUCGCGCGGAUGUGCAUGCACUUGCGAGUGUAGUAAAGCUAUGGCUACGUGAGCUCCCUGAUCCACUCGUGCCCUACGCGUUUUACCAGCGCCUGAUUGACACUGAGCAGCUGGAGAACCAGGAGCUGCGCGUGGGUGCAAUGCGCCGUCUUAUUCGCGUGUUUCCAAAGAGCCAUUACCUUGCUUUGGAGCGCAUCAUGCAGCACCUCGCCACCGUUGCGCGCGCCUCCAAAGUCAAUCUCAUGGCGCCGCACAAUAUCGGGCUUGUGUUUGGAUCGACCGUGUUUCGGCCGCCGCCCGCAGCAGGCAGCGUUUCCGAAGCGUUCCACAACUUGGGCAAAGCUGCUCACCUCGUCAAGAUUAUGGUCGUGAUGCACCGGCACAUUUUUCAAACGAGUGCCUCGGACGCGCCCGCCACGUAG
Messenger RNA from Malassezia vespertilionis, 5019 nucleotides. RefSeq lists its product as uncharacterized. Gene Ontology annotation, molecular function: GTPase activator activity; guanyl-nucleotide exchange factor activity. The transcript has a single exon. The record is from RefSeq and is a predicted model, not a curated record. Gene Ontology annotation, cellular component: intracellular anatomical structure. Lineage: Eukaryota; Fungi; Basidiomycota; Malasseziomycetes; Malasseziales; Malasseziaceae. Bases 1 to 5019 code for a protein of 1672 amino acids. Gene Ontology annotation, biological process: small GTPase-mediated signal transduction; regulation of Rac protein signal transduction; regulation of actin cytoskeleton organization.